Microthlaspi erraticum is the source of this 801-nucleotide messenger RNA. The record is from the annotation of a GenBank genome assembly. NCBI's taxonomy places the organism in Eukaryota, Viridiplantae, Streptophyta, Magnoliopsida, Brassicales, Brassicaceae.
AUGGAUAGCAUGAGUGAGGCAUUUGAUCAAAUGCAAAUGGUCAAGGAUGUUCUAGCCAACAGUGAUAAAGUUUCAGAGGUCCUACAAGAGUCUACUCAUCAGUUCAACCUGCUUACUUCACCCACCUUCCUACCAAAGGUCAAGGAUCAAGGGAAAUUCACUCUCCCUUGCACACUUGGGCAUCUUGAGCUUGACAAUGCCUUAGUGGAUUCUGGAGCAAGCAUCAAUCUGAUCUCUCUCUCCAUGGCAGAGAAGCUAGGCAUAGCUGGAGCCUUGCAGCGCCCUACUACUUCAAUCAUGUUUGGAGAUGCAACUUCUAAGUCUCCUCUUGGAGUGUUCAAGAACUAUCACUUGAAAAUUGGAGAAUGCAUCAUCCAAACUGAUCUCACUGUGAUGGAAAUGGAAGAAGAGAAGGAUUUGCCUCUGUUAUUGGGAACCCCUUUCCUUAGUACAGUUGGCGCUUCAAUAGACUUUCACAAGCAAGAAGUGAUCCUUCACAAGGUGAAUAGUUUGGUGUCAUAUCGCUUGCAGCCUAGAGGUUCAGACUUUUGUGCCACAAUUGACAGUACCAAUCUCAGUUCUAAGAGUCAUGGAGCUACAAAGGUUGUGAAGGAAAGGGUUGACAAAGAACCAAGAGUUGGGAAGGAUAAGGAUGAGAGAGGACCAAGGAUUGAGAAGCCACGUCUUGAGAGGGCUAGAGUUGAGAAACCACGUCUGAUAGGCCAAGAGCUGAGCGACUUGUUCAAGCCCCUUGUGUGCUUGAUGAAGAGAGCCUUCAAGCUUUGUUUGAUGAGCCACUAG